UGAUGCUGACGAGGCAGAGAAGAGUCUCUCCAGAUCAGAACACCAGAUGGACAAUGCUAGCCCUUCCUCCCUGCUGCAGUCCCUGUGUCGUGCCUCUCCCAGUAGCGCCUUACUGCUGGGUAUGAAGAGGUUGUCUGUGCUGCUGGUGGACUGCAGGAAAACAACGGGGCUGAGUGGAACUGUGAGAGGAGGAGAAGAGAAGAAAGGAUCAGAUUUGACUCACCGAAGAGAAAGACCAGACUCAGUGGAACCAGAGCCAGGGACGUCCAAACCCGCAAGACGACACCAGUGCUCCUACUGUGGAAAGGGUUGUAACGGGUUAUGGGCCCUGAAACGACAUGAGAGAAUACACACAGGGGAGAAGCCUUAUCACUGCUCCCAGUGUGGCAAGUGUUUUAACCAUUUAGGGAACCUGAAACUACAUGAGAGAAUACACACAGGGGAGAAGCCUUACCACUGCUCCCAGUGUGGCAAGUGUUUUAACCGGUUAGGGAGCCUGAAACAGCAUGAGAGAAUACACACAGGGGAGAAGCCUUACCAGUGCUCCCAGUGUGGAAAGUGUUUCUACUGGUCAGGGGAUCUGAAGAAACAUGAGAGAAUACACACAGGGGAGAAGCCUUACCACUGCUCCCAGUGUGGGAAGAGUUUUAGCGAGUUAUUUCACCUGAAAAGACAUGAGAGAAUACACACGGAGAAGCCUUACCACUGCUCCCAGUGUGGAAAGUGUUUCAACCAGUCAUGGAAGCUGAAACAGCAUGAGAGAAUUCACACGGAGAAGCCUUUUCACUGCUCUCAGUGUGGCAAGUGUUUUAAUCAGUUAGGGAACCUGAAACAGCAUGAGAGAAUACACACGGAGAAGCCUUUUCACUGCUCUCAGUGUGGCAAGUGUUUUAAUCAGUUAGGGAACCUGAAACAACAUGAGAGAAUACACACGGAGAAGCCUUUUCACUGCUCCCAGUGUGGAAAGUGUUUCAACCAGUCAGUGAAGCUGAAACGGCAUGAGAGAAUUCACAAAAGGGAGCCUUACCACUGCUCCCAGUGUGGCAAGUGUUUUAAGCAGUUCGGGAACCUGAAACUACAUGAGAGAAUACACACAGGGGAGAAGCCUUACCACUGCUCCCAGUGUGGCAAGUGUUUUAAUCAGUUAGGGAGCCUGAAACGGCAUGAGAGAAUUCACAAAAGGGAGAAGCCUUACCACUGCUCCCAGUGUGGCAAGUGUUUUAAGCAGUUCGGGGAACUGAAACUACAUGAGAGAAUACACACGGGAGAUGCCUUACCAUUGCUCCCUGUGUGGAAAGUGUUUCAACCAGUUAGGGCACCUGAAACAACAUGAGAGAAUACACACAGGGGAGAACCCUCACCACUGCUCCCAGUGUGGAAAGAGUUUUAACCAUUUAUAGAACCUGAACGUUCAUGAGCUAAUACACACAGUUAAAUGUUUUUCCAGAAUCCACACAGGAGAGAGAAAUUACUUCUCUUAGCAUGUAUAUUGAUAUUUCACUUCUCAUUUUUCUUACAAUUCAUCAGAGAACAAACACAGUGCUCCCGUUGUCUUAUAUUGUUGACUGAUAAUGUGUUUACCUGUUUUUACCAGAUGAAAUUGCUUCUUCCAAUUAUUGAUAAACAUGUACAUGUUAAGAAAGGGACUGUUAGAACUGUUCCAUGGAUUGAUGAGGAAUUUAAAAACUGUAUGUUUGAAAGAGUUGGGGCAAAAGGAGUGGCUAAUAAGUCUGGCUGCACAUCUGGCCGGCUGUUUUAUGUACUGCAAAUUGAGAAAUUAUGUGA
Molecule: messenger RNA, 1785 nt
Organism: Oncorhynchus mykiss (rainbow trout)
Lineage: Eukaryota; Metazoa; Chordata; Actinopteri; Salmoniformes; Salmonidae
Source: RefSeq, a predicted model, not a curated record